Bipolaris zeicola 26-R-13 is the source of this 2967-nucleotide messenger RNA. RefSeq lists its product as uncharacterized. The coding region runs from base 1 to 2967 and encodes 988 amino acids. Lineage: Eukaryota; Fungi; Ascomycota; Dothideomycetes; Pleosporales; Pleosporaceae. The record is from RefSeq and is a predicted model, not a curated record. The transcript is spliced from 2 exons.
AUGACCUCACGUACGGGCAAACGGCCGCUCGAGCCGCAGUCUCGCGUGGAUAGCCCUCCGAGCAAACGGAACCGCGCACACGAGCCGCGGUCAGCGCUAUCAGACAAAGCCCGUUCACUCACCAUUACGUCGUUGUCGUCGCCGUUGUCACCGCGUGUGGCAAAACCCGUCAUCAAGAUUCCUAGUCCCCCAUCAUCGAGGAAAACCUCAUGUACUUCGCUGCCAACCAACACUCCAGUGGGUCCCAAAGGAACGUUUGAUCGUAAAUCAGUCGAUUCCGUUCCUGCGAGACGUCCUCAAGAGAAACCUAGCCGAGCCGACCAAGCGUCUAGGCAUGAUGCACCCACCAGGUCUCCUACUCACCUAGGCAGCGGACCAUCUACCCCUACUCAGCGCAAUGCACCUCCCGCCCCUUCUAUGUUACCGGUCGAGUCAAGCUCACACGCAAAUCCCACGCCACGUCCAGACAAUCCUGUCAACGACCGCAAACCCAUUACUAUGCAAUCACUUCGCAAACUCCGGGACAAGCGACAAGCUAUAGUGGCACAGGUCAGCCCAAGUGAACUGUCCGCCUCAUCAGUCACUCAAGUAGAGUUCAAACUCGAAGCUCAGCAACUGGAAAUCAAUCAACUGAAAAAAGAACGAGAGGAACUCAAUAGCAGAUUAAGGAAUGUGGAGGCUGUAUUCCAAAACUCUAACUGUUUAACAAACUUCACAGAGCAGCAAGAGUAUUCUUCGGAGGCCUUGCAACCCAUACUCACCCGCUUAGAUGUGCUUGAGAAAUCUUUGCUAGUUACCAAAGAAAAAGAUUCACUUGAGCCUGUGGAAAAUCGACUAGCAGCAGCAGAAGUUGGAUUAUCCAGUCUCCAAAAACGUCUAGAACAGAUAGACCCCCUUUCGAACCAAGCCAAUGCAAGUCUGGCCACGGCAGCAAGCAACGCUGUGACCAAGAUAUUUGCUUCAGAAAAUGGAGUGCCCACGUUCAUCAACGAUAGGCUGAAGACGCUAGUGGCGGACAAAGUCAGCGAGAAUGCUGCGGACAUCAAGACCUCAAUACGUCGGGAAAUGACCGAGAUGGAAACACAGUUGAGCAAACGUAUAAUGGAUGAGCGCAGAUUACUUCAGAGUACUUCAGACAAGGUCAGGGAUAUGAAGGACUUGUCAGCAACACUAAAAGGCAUCCCUCAGCAACUACAAGGCAUCCGCAACAUUGUUUCCAAGAUCCAGUCAACCUCUGACGCGACACAGCACAAAGUCAAAGAUAUUGAAGAAGACAUUCAGGCAUUCCAGCAUCAUCCAAGGAUCAUCGAGGAUCUAAAAACAGAACUGGACAAGUGUGCAAACUUUUGUAAAGGGCUAGCGAGGAGGGAUCUGCCACGUCUUGAAGACUCAGAGGAAAACACAAGCCGGCGCCUGAAGAAGCUUGAGGAAAGCAUACUCGAUCAUGCUAGACCUGACGACACCGACGGAACAACUUUGUCACGGUCAAUGAGGCAGCAUACAGUCAUCAGACCAGUCGACGUUAGCAGCCUUGCUACACGUAUAGAUAAUCUUGAGAGACCAUCACCAGGCAUCUCUUCUUCCAGCGUAAACUCUCUUGCACAAAACGUAGAGCAGCUCGCUAAAGAUUUCCUGAGCUUUCAAACUGCCCAGAAAGAGUCGAGAAGCCUAGAGACAAAACUAGCGGACGUUAACAAUCGACUCGAAAGUGUUGAGCAAGUCUCACAGAAAUUCGAGGCUCUAAAAGAGGAUAUUGUGCUAGACGAAUCUCUUAAGGCUAGUCUCGCUGGACUAGAUCAACGCGUUUUGGAAGAACUUCGCGUUGUACGAGCAAAACUGGAUGCUAAGCUCACCAAUAUUCAGCUACUUCAGUCUAGCACUUUGUCAGAGACUGCGCCUGCAAAAGCGGAGAACGAUGAUUUGUCUGUCAUGACCAUCAUGAGAGCCCUCGAGGAUCAGGUCAAAAUCCUACAGACUGAAGUCGACUCGCUCUCUGACGAUUUCAAUGAAACCGGUCAAAAGCUUCACGAGCACUCUACUGCCAUUGCUAUUAUGAAGAAUCAAGUCCCUGAACUCUUCCGGCAGCAGUUCGACCCGUUCAAGUCUAAGGUUGAAGAGCAGCUCGGCACUAUCCAUGGAAAAUUGAGCGCACAUACCAAUGACAUUGACAUUUUGAAGAAUGUCAUGUCUUUACUCCAGACAAAGACUUUGUCGAAUACCCAAGCGCUGGCAACGAAAGCGGACGCAGAUGCUGUGGGAACACGGACCGACAGCAUUUUGUUUGCAUUGAAAGACCUCGAGCAUCGAUACCAAAACAUUAGCACGGACGAAAUGUACCAGAAAAUGGUACAUUGGUUUGUGCAGAUGUAUCCAACAAGUGCAACUUUGCUGAGAGACACAGUACGACUUCAACAAGAUGUCAACCAAAUCAAAUCUUACUGCAACGACAUCUCAUGGGUUCGGAGACGCUCCGAAGUUCUAGUCGAUUUGUGCCAGAAUGCUGGGCAAUUGCAGGUCCUUGCAAAAAGUGCUCCACAGCUACAGGCCCUCUGUCGACAGCAUUCCCCACAAGUUCAGGACAAGGUCCAACAAGCACUAGUUGAAGUUGAACAUCGUCUUAAAAUCGACAUCAAUGAGCUAAAGAUGAUGAAGAACUCUCUUGAGCCUCAGAUGUCUCAAAUCGCCAGGCAGAUCGCUGACAUGCAAAUGUCGGCGUACCAGCACCGGCGUGAUUUCGACACGAUUAAGGAUACCCUGAUCGAACCUAAUAGAGACUUUUUUGGCCUAUUCGGUACAGCUCUUGCCGUCUUGGCCCAAGUCCAACAGGUUGUCGAAAACUUGAAUAAAAGCAUACCCGGCUCCUCGCUAACGCUGGACUGGGAAUGCUACCUGCCAGCACUUGUUGAACAAUCAAAGGCAAACACCAACUCUGGUAUCAGCGCGGAAAAUGGCAUGGGGAAUCAAUAG